This is a messenger RNA of Rosa rugosa (rugosa rose), 573 nucleotides long. RefSeq names its product RING-H2 finger protein ATL73-like. The transcript has a single exon. Gene Ontology annotation, molecular function: transferase activity. The record is from RefSeq and is a predicted model, not a curated record. Bases 1 to 573 code for a protein of 190 amino acids. Gene Ontology annotation, biological process: protein ubiquitination. NCBI's taxonomy places the organism in Eukaryota, Viridiplantae, Streptophyta, Magnoliopsida, Rosales, Rosaceae.
AUGACAUCCCCAGGUUCUUGUUCUCCGGAUCCGUGGAUCAUUGCUUCUGUUGCUAUCCUCUUCACUUUUACUGUCAUCUUCAGUUAUUGCAAGAUACUGAAACGGUGCAAUACAAGAUCAAAUCCAAACCACAGAAGUAACGAGACCAACGCAGAUGAUCCAUCUCUGCAGUUUCAAAGCCAAGGACUAGAUUUCGCAAUCAUCCGGUCUCUACCCAUAACACAGUUUAAGAAGAGAAGUGUAGCAGAAGAUGCAGAAGAGCACCAAAGCAACACAGACUGUCCAGUAUGCUUGGGUGAAUUUGAAGAAGGGGAAUGGCUAAGACAUCUACCCAAAUGCAAUCAUGCAUUCCACAUAUCUUGCAUCGACACUUGGUUUGUGGCUCACUCAAAUUGCCCCUUAUGCAGAUCAGAAGUCUAUGAUUUUAUCCAGGAUUGUCCUAUUCCUAUGCACGCUCUGUUAGAGACACUGAGGGAAAGUGUAAUUCAAGAAAGAGCGUUACACUUCCAAAUGCUGCGCUCUGCGGUCUCACCAUUUGGACGUGAAGCAAGAUUCGGCGACAGCAACGUUUAG